Molecule: messenger RNA, 1965 nt
Organism: Orycteropus afer afer
Lineage: Eukaryota; Metazoa; Chordata; Mammalia; Tubulidentata; Orycteropodidae
Gene: TRMT1
Product: tRNA methyltransferase 1
Biological process (GO): tRNA N2-guanine methylation
Cellular component (GO): nucleus
Molecular function (GO): RNA binding; metal ion binding
Source: RefSeq, a predicted model, not a curated record
AUGUCCCGCGCGAGGAUCCUGCGGCUAAGCCUCACCCUUCGCUCCUCCCGCAGUCUCUAUAGAGCUUGGUUUAUGGAGGGGCAGCUUCAAGAGCCGCCGAAUCGUGCUGCGAUGGAGAAUGGUACCGGGACCUGUGAAGAAAAGCGCCCACCUGAGGCCCAGGAGACAACAAUCACCGAAGGGGCCGCCAAGAUCGCCUUCCCCAGUGCCAACGAAGUCUUCUACAACCCGGUGCAAGAAUUCAACCGGGACCUGACAUGUGCGGUGAUCACCGAGUUUGCCCGUGUUCAGCUUCAGACUAAAGGAAUCCAGAUCAAGGUGCCAGGUGAGAAGGAUGUACAAAAGGUGGUCGUGGAUUUAUCAGAGCAAGAGGAGGACAAGGCUGAAUUGAAAGAGGGCGAAAACCUGGCCCCAGGAGACCAACCUCGAACAGCGGCCGUGAGGGAGAUAUGUGAGGAGGGCCUGCGUGUGCUGGAGGGCCUAGCAGCCUCGGGGCUGCGUUCCAUCCGCUUUGCCCAAGAGGUGCCUGGACUUCGAUCUGUGGUUGCCAAUGAUGCCUCCGCCCGUGCUGUAGACCUAAUACGCCGCAACGUGCAGCUCAACCAUGUGGCCCACUUGGUACAGCCCAGCCAGGCAGAUGCCCGAAUACUGAUGUACCAGCACCAGAGGACGUCGGAACGCUUCGAUGUCAUCGACCUAGACCCCUAUGGCAGCCCUGCCCCCUUCCUGGAUGCAGCAGUACAGGCCGUGAAUGAAGGAGGGUUGCUGUGCGUCACCUGCACAGAUAUGGCGGUGCUAGCGGGGAACAGUGGGGAGACGUGCUACAGCAAGUAUGGGGCCAUGGCCCUCAAGAGCCGGGCCUGCCACGAGAUGGCCCUGAGGAUCGUCCUGCACAGCCUUGACCUUCGGGCCAACUGCUACCAGCGCUUCGUGGUGCCGCUACUCAGCAUCAGUGCAGACUUCUACGUGCGAGUGUUUGUCCGUGUCUUCACCGGCCAGGCCAAGGUCAAGGCCUCAGCCAGCAAGCAGGCCCUGGUGUUCCAGUGCGUGGGCUGUGGGGCCUUCCACCUUCAGCGCCUUGGCAGAGCAUCCGGAGCUCCUGGGAGCCGGGUCAAAUUCUCUGCAGCCUGCGGUCCUCCUGUGGCACCUGAAUGUGAGCACUGUGGGCAGAGACACCAGCUUGGUGGCCCCAUGUGGGCAGAGCCCAUCCACGACCUGGACUUCGUGCACCGUGUCCUGGAGGCCGUGAGUGCCAACCCUGGCCGCUUCCACACCUCUGAGCGGAUUCGUGGGGUCCUGAGUGUUGUCACCGAGGAGCUCGCGGACGUGCCCCUCUACUACACACUGGACCAGCUGAGCAGCACCAUCCACUGCAGCACACCUAGUCUCCUGCAGCUGCGCUCAGCACUCCUCCACGCUGGCUUCAGAGUUUCCCUCUCCCACGCCUGUAAGAACGCCGUGAAGACUGAUGCCCCCAGCUCAGCUCUCUGGGACAUCAUGCGUUGCUGGGAGAAGGAAUGUCCAGUGAAACGGGAGCGGCUGUCAGAGACCAGCCCGGCGUUCCGCAUUCUCAGUGUGGAGCCCAGUCUGAAGGCCAACUUCACCAUCCGGGAAGAUGCCAACCCCAGCUCCCGCCAGCGAGGACUCAAGCGCUUCCAGGCCAAUCCUGAGGCCAACUGGGGCCCCCGGCCACGUGCCCGGCCAGGGGGCAAGGCGACAGGUAGUGCCAUGGAGAAGAGGGCCAGGCUGCUCCAGAAUAAGCGCAAGGAGCCAGCUGAGGACCCAGCCCAGCGGGCUGCCCGGCUCAAGACAUUUCCCUGCAAGAGGUUCAAGGAGGGCACCUGUCAACACGGAGACCAGUGCUGCUACUCCCACAGCCCCCUGAUAUCCAGGCCUGCUACUGAUGGUGCCCCCGCUGACUGCCCAGAGACCUCGGACCUGGGGCCGCCACUGGACCAGGCAUAA